GGAGGCGGAGGAGACAGAGGCGCGCCGAAGACGGGGAGAGUCUGCAGCUGCCUCCCAGGACCGCAGGCGGCCGCCGCCGUUACCUCUUCUGCACGCCGGGGACACUUAAAAUUCUGCUAUGAAUGGUGAUUCCAGUGCAACGGUGGUGACUUCACCACCCCCAACAACAGCGCCUCACAAAGAAAGGUAUUUUGAUCGAGUUGAUGAAAAUAACCCCGAGUACUUGCGAGAGAGGAAUAUGGCUCCUGACCUGCGCCAAGAUUUCAACAUGAUGGAACAAAAGAAGAGAGUCUCCAUGAUUCUGCAAAGCCCAGCCUUUUGUGAAGAAUUGGAAUCCAUGAUCCAGGAACAGUUUAAGAAAGGAAAAAACCCAACAGGCUUGUUGGCUUUACAGCAGAUUGCAGAUUUCAUGACAACAAAUAUACCAAAUGUCUACCCAGCGGCACCACAAGGUGGAAUGGCUGCAUUAAACAUGAGUCUUGGCAUGGUGACACCAGUGAAUGACCUUAGAGGGUCAGAUUCCAUUGCUUAUGAGAAAGGGGAGAAGUUAUUGCGAUGUAAAUUAGCAGCUUUCUACAGACUAGCAGAUCUCUUUGGGUGGUCUCAGCUUAUUUACAAUCAUAUAACAGCCAGAGUAAGUUCUGAGCAAGAGCACUUCCUGAUUGUACCUUUUGGACUUCUUUAUAGUGAGGUUUCUGCAUCCAGUUUGGUUAAAAUCAAUAUUCAAGGCGAUAUAGUUGAUCGUGGAAGCACUAACCUGGGAGUAAACCAAGCUGGUUUUACGUUGCACUCUGCAAUUUAUGCUGCUCGACCUGAUGUUAAAUGCAUUGUUCAUAUCCAUACACCAGCAGGGGCAGCGGUUUCUGCAAUGAAGUGUGGUCUCUUGCCAAUUUCACCAGAAGCACUCUCUCUUGGAGAAGUGGCCUAUCAUGACUACCAUGGUAUUCUGGUUGAUGAUGAAGAAAAAGUGUUAAUUCAGAAAAAUUUGGGACCUAAAAGCAAGGUCCUUAUUCUCAGAAACCAUGGCUUGGUAUCAGUUGGGGAGACCGUUGAAGAGGCUUUCUACUAUAUUCAUAAUCUAGUAGUUGCCUGUGAGAUUCAAGUACGUACCCUGGCCAGUGCAGGUGGGCCUGACAACUUAGUGCUGUUAGACCCUGGAAAAUACAAAGCCAAAUCUCGUUCUCCUGAGUCUCCAGCAGCUGAGGGUACUGUAUCCCAUCCAAAAUGGCAGAUUGGAGAGCAGGAGUUUGAAGCCCUUAUGCGAAUGCUUGAUAAUCUGGGUUACAGAACUGGCUACCCCUACCGAUGCCCUGCUCUGAGAGAGAGAUCUAAAAAAUACAGUGAGGUUGAGAUUCCUGCUAGUGUCACAGGUUACUCCUUUGCUAGUGAUGGUGACUCAGGCACUUGCUCCCCUCUCAGACACAGUUUUCAGAAACAGCAGCGAGAGAAGACAAGGUGGCUGAACUCUGGCCGAGGGGACGAUGCUUCAGAAGAAGGGCAGAAUGGCAGCAGUCCCAAGUCGAAGACUAAGUGGACUAAAGAGGAUGGACAUAGAACUGCCACCUCUGCUGUCCCUAACCUGUUUGUUCCAUUGAACACUAACCCAAAGGAGGUCCAAGAAAUGAGGAACAAGAUCCGGGAGCAAAACUUACAGGAUAUUAAAACCGCUGGUCCUCAGUCACAGGUUCUUUGUGGGGUAGUAGUGGACAGGAGUCUUGUACAGGAUGCUCCCCUCUCAGACUGUACGGAAACUAUUGAAGGGCUCGAUCUCACAGAGCAGGCCUUUAGUCCCGCUAAAUCUCUCUCUGUUAGAAAGGGAGAACUGGUGACUGCAUCGAAGGCAAUCAUUGAGAAGGAAUAUCAGCCACGAGUUAUAGUGAGCACAGCAGGACCAAACCCCUUCAAUAAACUCACUGAUCGAGAACUGGAAGAGUAUCGCAAAGAAGUGGAAAGGAAGCAGAAAGGUUCUGAAGAACCUUCAGAAGAUGCCAGACAACAGAAAGAAAAGAGUGCUCCUGAUCAUACUUCAGCCCGUACUCCUCCCAGCACACCAGUUAAGCUAGAAGAAGAGACACUGCAGGACCAGACUUACAAAGAUGACAGUGAUGCUGCAACUUUCAAGCAAACCCUCCCAGACCUCACCCCUGAUGAGCCUUCAGAAGCACUCGGCUUCCCAACCUUCGGAAAGGAGGAGGAGGAAGGUAGGUGCAGCGAAGAUCUGACCAAAAGUCAGACUGAGUCACCUGCAACAGAAAAUCAAGAGCCCCAGUCCCAACCUGCUGAAGAGGCAACAACACCAACAGCUGAGGAGGGGACAGCAGCUGAUCCAGGUAGUGAUGAAUCUCCAGGAAAAUCCCCAUCCAAAAAGAAAAAGAAGUUCCGCACUCCUUCCUUCCUGAAGAAGAACAAAAAGAAGAGUGACUCCUGAAGGCCUGAUGCGCUGCAGAAACACUGUCGUAUUUUAAAAUCUAAAUUCAUUAACCACUAGAAUGUACCGGAUUGUACUGAGUGUUUUGUCGUCUUAUGUAAAGGAAUGCAACAAAUAAACCAACCAACCCUUCAAGUUAUAGCUUGAUUGUUUAAGGUUAUAACAGGAAAUUAACGUGCAGAAAGGUGCUAAACCUCUGUUCUCAGCAGCAAACCACAGAUUUGAUCCUUAAUUUGUAAACAAAAUUAAAUGGCUUCCAUGUGGAAGACAUUGAACCACUGUUUUUAAUUUAAAGCCCACACUGCUUUAUGUAUGAACACAAGUAUUUUUGACCAGGCCACGUUCACAGUGCAGUAUCUGCUCACUCCAGAACGUGCUCUUUUCCAAUGUUGUACUCACCAGUCACAAGUGGAUUCUUUUUUAAAUAUUGCAUUUUAGAGAGGAUGCUUGUUUGUUUGCAUUUUAGAGGGGGCACAUUCUUGAACUGAUUUGUAUGCUUCUGCAAUCUGUGAUUACAGAUCAUGUUAGAGUAAGGCUUUGAGACUAUCCUCACCUUACCCCUCCUGUCUUCUCCCUGCCACCCCCACCCCCCCAAUAACAACAACAAUAAAAUCUGCCUUUAACCCAUAUUCUGUUUUGUGAUAUAGCUGGAACUUAAACUUAACCUUGUGAUGUCUAAGAGGAGUGAACUGGUGAUGAUGUUUCCUGCUGAUACUGUGCAUUCAACUUUUCUAAUAAAUGCAAUAUUGUGAAAUCUAUCUUACGGCCCUCUUCCCCAACCAAAAUCAGAGACCAUCAGAAAUCACUUGCAUAGCAGUUUGGUCUUUAGAUACAGGUUGAAAACAAUUGUAUGUUAGACUUUUGGGACACUUUUAAUUGGUGAUCUAGAGCAUGGACAGCUUUGGAUUGGGUCUUCAGUGCACAUUUCAUUGUUUUGAUAAAACUUCCCUGGGUGCAGAUGCAAAUCUGUUACAUAUAAGCCACAUUUGCAGGCUGGUAGCUUCACUCCCUCCCCUAAUAAAAAUGUAAACACAUUACACUGAACACUUAACAUAUGUUUGUAUAUUAACUUUUUCUUUUCACUUACUGUAGCUCGUAUUUCUUGCUUUGUGUUGCCAGCAGUAGUUAAGUCGGGAACAGAAAUCCCUCCCAGAGUCCUUAGAGGUGCAUUUACUACAGCUUUUCCAUAAGCAUUUAGCAUGUAGCAAAGUCAGGAAAAUCACUUUCACCUUUUAUUUGCCAUCCUCUUCUAGUUACGAUCAUGAUUCUCUCUCUUCACUGAGCACACACAGAGAUCCACCUUCAAAUGAUCUUUUUGAAAGCCAAAACAUCUUCAUUUGUUACCAACGUGAACUUUCCAGAAACCUUAAUGAAUUCACCCCAGCUAUAAACCGAGAUGUUCCAAAUGUCAGUGUUCAAAUGACACAUUUCUAUUUGUAACAGCAGAAAACAUUCAAAGAUUUCUCCUUGGGGAAAAAAAGUUGGCUUACAUGCAAUGACUAUAACUAAAAUGAAAUUCAGUAAUGGAUGUAUCCUAUAAGAGUAUAUAAAAUACCUUUUUUAUAGUGAGAAAAAUAGCAGACAGUGAAUCCCUUGCAAUUUGUGCAGUAUGAAAGCAUUGAGGAGUAGAACAGGUUCAGCUGUAGUGCAAAAAUAAAGCCUAUAUUAGGCCUCAGAUGCAUUGAAAACUUGGACCAAAUUCAAGUGGUAAAAGGAAAACAAAAUUACAAGAUAUGACAAUAGCACUGUCAGGUGAGGAGGAAAAGGUUUAGUGGCAGUAAUUAACACACCAGAAAUCUGACUUCUCUUUUGGAAUACAUAGAGGUAGGGUGGAAUUAGAUGCAACAGCAAAUCACUGCUUAAGAGUGACACCUAAACAAUAAUGUCUAGUAAGGACUGCAUGGCGCUAAUGGCUUUGAGCUUGUAUUCUAACCUAUGUCCUCUGUAUACUAGGGAGCAUACAGUACUUAUCUUACUUUGCUAAAUUGUGUUUUAUUGCCAGGGUCAUAAUUACGUUACUAAGCCAUUGCUACAUGUUUCAGUUAAUAAUGGAGUCCUCCCUUUUAUCUUUGACCACAUAUGCAAUGAUUUUGAUUCUAAUUUUGUAGUUUGUUCUUUCAAUUCUUUGUAUUACACUAUGAAAUCUAGCUGUGUACAGUAUGGUUACACACGGUGGGGGGGAAAAACAGUCAUGUAUUUUUCUUUCUUUGUUGUAUCAUUAAGUUUUACUCAAAUAAAAUUCUUC
This is a messenger RNA of Emys orbicularis (European pond turtle), 4673 nucleotides long. It is a transcript of the gene ADD1, whose product is annotated as adducin 1. The coding region runs from base 119 to 2428 and encodes 769 amino acids. Gene Ontology annotation, biological process: positive regulation of establishment of endothelial barrier; positive regulation of adherens junction organization; barbed-end actin filament capping. Gene Ontology annotation, molecular function: actin filament binding. Gene Ontology annotation, cellular component: cytoskeleton; focal adhesion; plasma membrane. The record is from RefSeq and is a predicted model, not a curated record. Lineage: Eukaryota; Metazoa; Chordata; Testudines; Emydidae. The transcript has 16 exons.